Cuscuta epithymum is the source of this 767-nucleotide messenger RNA. The record is from the annotation of a GenBank genome assembly. Lineage: Eukaryota; Viridiplantae; Streptophyta; Magnoliopsida; Solanales; Convolvulaceae.
GUAGGAGUCGUCCAGGCCCUAUAAAUAUAAGUGGUUUCCCAAAACAUUCCCAUAUUUCCAUUGAUUCCGGCUACUCAUUAUAUUACAUCAAUUCGAUAACUCAUACAGUUUUUCGGUAUACAAAUAAUACUCUGUAUCAGCUGAUCAGUGAGCUCGUCAUCGAUUGAUCAUGGCGAAGAUAAUUAUGAAAUACAUUCAGCUUCGGGAAGGCCGCCGCUGCCGUAACAUAGGCGGCCGCAUAAUGCUCGUCCCCCCAAAGAAACGGACUUGGAAUAACAUGAUGCUGCCGGAGUCGUCGUCAUCCGGGGCGGCGGCCGAAGAAGUUCUGCCGUCAUUAUCCCUAGUGCCUGCUGAUGUCGUCGCCGUGGGGAACAAGAAGAUGAAGCAAGACGGCUGCGGCGGCGAAGGCCUCGCCGAAAGCACCGCUCGCCGCCUUGAAAUUGCACAUUCGCUAGGUGGAGGCCCUUUCUUUGGUUAUUGCAUGAUAGAUAGAUGGAUGGAUGAUUUCAUUUUGUAUUAAUUCAUUCAAAUUGCAACUAGCCUUAAUUAGCUUUGACGUAUAUUCAACACGGUCGAUUUCGAUUCAUCCAGCUUACUCGAUUCAAUUCACAUUUUAUGUCAAAGCCGGUAUGAUCGGAAAAUAUCGAUCUAUUGCAUUUCAUAUGACAUUAUUAUUACCUCCCUCCCAAUUUAAAGAUCUCACUUUUCAAUUUAAAACGUCGACCACAUCUUUUCCUGUAUAAAUUUGCCCGAAUGUUUAAUUGUAA